AUUUCUACAUUCAUUAAUUAAUAUACGGUAUUAAUACAGUGUCGAUUUUGUUAUGUACAAAGACUACAGCUAGUUUAAAAAUUUCUCAUGCGUGUUCAAAUGCAUAAAAAUCAGUUUCCAUUUACCUACGUAUAUACACUACUUCACACAACAAACAAAGCUCUUUCUAUUUUCAUUUCACAUGCAUUUUCCUUUUCCGUAUGAAUUAAUCUUCAACUCAUUUAACUUCAUUUGCAAUUCAAUCGAGUGAAUCGCGCGGUUUUUAUAGUCCACGUGUCGCAAUCCCGUAUACUGAUUCCAUGAAUAUAGACCCUCAGAUUAAGAUCUUCCCCUCGUUAACCGUUUUUUGGCAACUUUUCUCACAGAAUCAGAUCUAAGUAACGGUUUUUUUUCAAACAGUUUCCACUCUUUCUCUUCGUUUCUAUUUCUCAGAUCCAUUUUCUCUUUUGAACCAAUGGCAAAUACAAAAUUAUCCUUUCUUUCUCUCUUACUUCUAUCUCUUUCACUUUAUGUAACCGCCGGUUCACCGCCAUCUCCGUCGCCAUCGCCAUCGCCAUCACCGGCGGACACUCCAUCUCCUUCUAUAUCCGCUCCGAACCAUCCUCCGGCCAGCUCGCCUCUCGAUUCAUCGCCGCCAGCGACGUAUCCUUUAAGUCCAGGUUCAUCUCCGCCAGCGCCGUCUCCUUUAAGUCCAGGUUCAUCUCCGGCGCCUUCGCCGGAUGAUUCUACUUCAAUAAACCACUUCGGCGUGGAUGAGAGUGGAGAUGAUUCUUCAGGAGGAGGAAUGAGCGGAAGCAAGAAAGCGGGAAUAGCGAUCGGAAUAAUUGUGGCGGCGAGCGUGCUUAUGUUGGCAGGGAUGGUGUACAAGAAACGGCAACAGAAUAUACGGAGAAAUCAGUAUAUUUACGGCGUAAGGAGAGACAUUCUGUAAAAGUUUAGUAGUUGUGUAUUUGUAUAAUACGUAACUUCAUUUGUAUCAAGGUUUAUACUCUUCAUCUAUAUAGGUUUUUCUUUUUGCUGUUUUAUUCGGGUGCGUUGAUUCAAUUUUAUUGUUGAUUCUUUUUAUUCUUAUUGCCGAUUGCAAUAGAUUAUUUGAAUUUCUAUGCUAUUAUUAUCAUUAUCAUUGUCAUAAUUUUGUGUAAUAUUUGUCCUGUAUGGUAUACUAUUUGUUUGAUUAAUUUAAUUCAAUUUCUCGCGGUUGGAUGGAAA
This is a messenger RNA of Cicer arietinum (chickpea), 1209 nucleotides long. RefSeq lists its product as uncharacterized. NCBI's taxonomy places the organism in Eukaryota, Viridiplantae, Streptophyta, Magnoliopsida, Fabales, Fabaceae. The record is from RefSeq and is a predicted model, not a curated record.